GUCCGCCCCGCCGCGGGAGCAGGUAGGCGCCCCGGCCCGCAGGGGCCGCCCCGGGCCCGAGCGCGGCGGGUCCGGCCCGGGGGAAGCCCAUAGGCUGCGGCCCGGCCCCCGGCAUGGCCGUGUUCGACACCCCCCAGGAGGCCUUCGGCGCCCUGCGGCCCGUCUGCGUGCAGCUGACCCGGGCGCAGACUCCGGAGAACGUGGCGCGGCUGCAGGCCCAGCUGGCGGCGGUGGGCGCGGCGGCGCUGCAGGAGCUGCAGGAGUACGUGCUGUUCCCGUUGCGCUUCGCGCUGCGGGCGCCGGGCCCGCGGCGGGAGCGGCUGGCGCAGAGCGCGGUGCGGUGCGUGUCCGCCGUGCUCGCCGCCACCCGCGUGCGGCGGCCCGAGCUGCUGCGGGAGCUGCUCUCCGAGCUCGGCACCUGCCUGCCGGCCCCGGGCGCCUCCGGUAAACCGGCCCCGCAGGCGGAGGAGCUCACGCUGGCUGUGAUCGAGGCGCUGCGCACCCUACUGCACUCAGCUCACGGGGAUGUCGUCCUGUCCCUGUACCAGCCCGCCACCCUUCCGCUCCUGGGAUUUGCUGUGUCUUCACUCCUGGGCCUGGCGGAGCACGAGAAAGCAAAGCAAAUUAAGAUCUGUGCUUUGAAGUGCUUACAGGUCCUAGUCCUGCAGUGUGACUGCCAGGAGCAUCGGUGCCUGGACGCAGACGAGGCGCAGCGAUGUGGGGACUUGUUUGCUUCCUUUCUGCCUGGGAUUUCCAUUACGCUGUCUCGGGUUAUUACUGGAGACCUCAAACAAGGUCACAAACCCACCGUUUCUGCCAUCAGACUCUUUUAUCUGAUUGUUGGCUUGGUGAUGGCUGAUGCACAGCUAGCCAGAGUCCCAAAGAAUAAAGAAAAGCUGCCAGUGGAACAAAGCAGAAUAUCAGAACUAAUGGUCCAUAGAGGGCCCGACUGGAGUAAAAGUACUGCUGAAAAACUCUUGCUCCUCCUGCGUAAAAUAGUUGAAUCCUCUUCAGUUCACCCUCACUGGAAAGUGAGGCUGGAGCUGGUGGAACUGGUCCAGCACUUGCUGCAGAACUGCAGUCGGUCACUGGUGGACUCAUUCAGUCACCUUUUAAAGGCCUUGGUUGGGCUGGUGAACGACGAAAACCCCGAAGUGCAAAGGCGGUGUCAGGAGGUUCUGCAGGGCAUGGCUGAGCAGGGGAUGGUCGCGCAGAACCGGGCUCUCGCUGACGUCCUCUCCGAGAACCUCCAUUCCCUCGCCACAGCCCUCCCACGCCUCAUCAACACUCAGGAUGACACAGGCAAAGUUUCCACUUUGAGCCUCUUACUGGGCUAUUUGAAGCUGCUGGGCCCCAAGAUUAACUUUGUCCUCAACUCCAUGUCCCACCUCCAGCGUCUGUCCAAAGCGCUAAUGCAGGUCCUGGAGCUGGACGUGACGGAUGUGAAGAUCGUGGAGGAGAGAGGCGGGGGCAGCGCCAGCCCGUGCGGGCCCGCGGGCUCCCUGGCACGCAGGUGGCAGAGGAAAUACUUCCGCUUCUUCACGGAGGAGAAGGUUUUCCAGCUCCUGCAGCAAGUUUGCCGUGUCCUGGGCUACUAUGGGAACCUCUAUUUGCUCGUGGAUCACUUCACAGCGCUGUACAGUGAGUCUGGCAUGUACCGAAAGCAGGCAGCCAUGGUGCUAAAUGAGCUGCUGGCCGGGGCUGCUGGCAUGGGCGUGGAUGUCCUUCGGGAGAGGGAAGUUUCACCGAAUGUGGAUGAUCUCAAAGGGUCCGUAACAUCCGUCCUUGAUGAGUACACAGACCAGGCAAACUGGUAUUUGGUCACCAGCAUUGAUGCAGAAGAAAUCAGCCACGAGCACUCUGUGCAGCAUUCGAAGCUCAGCGCCCGUCCCAGAGGCGCGUGCAGCAGCGUUCUCCUUCCGUCCCCAGAGCCUCCCGCAACGACCCGCACCAUGAACAGCAACAUCUGGCAGAUCUGCAUCCAGCUGGAAGGCAUCGGCUGCUUCGCCGCUGUCCUGGGGAGGGAGUUCCGCUUGCUUCUGCUGUCGACUCUCUACCCAGUGUUGGAGAAGGCCGGUGACAAGACUCUGCUCAUCAGCGAGACGGCGCUGGGGACACUGGCAGACAUAUGCGAGGCCUGUGGUUAUGACUCUGUGCAGAGUUUGAUAAAUGAGAAUUCGGACUAUCUGGUGAACGGGAUUUCCUUGAAUUUGCGCCAAUUGGUGCAUCAGCCACACGCUUCCCAGGUCCUGGACACGAUGUUGAGGCAUUCAGAUGCCAGCUUGCUGCCUCUCGUAGAAGAUGUUAUCCAAGAUGUCUUGGCUGCUCUAGACCAGUCCUACAAUCACCAGGCUCCCACUUUCCUCAGGGUCCUCCACUCAGUCAUGACAGCAUUAGUGCGGUGGUUUGGCUCAUCCUGCAGUGAGGAACUCCAGGCUGCUGAGGGCCAGAGCAGGACUCUGUCCCUGGGGCCGCAGGUGGUGACAGGGCAGGAGCUGCAGCAGUUCUUCCUCGACUACGUCAGACAGAAGCAGAUUGCGGAGGGCGAUCUUCCUGACACAGACGAGGAGGCAGAUGAGGUUCAGCCCUGUGCUAAGCUGGACCCAAAUGGCCCAGACACAGAAGGAGAAGCUCCCCUGCCGAGCCACGCUCAGCUGGCCAAGGACACGAUGGAGAGGUGCAUCCACCUGCUGUCUGAUGGGAACCUCCGUGUGCGGCUGCAGGCCCUGGACGUGCUGGAGCUCUGCGUGACUGUGCUGCAUCCUCACGGAAACCACCUGCUUCCCCUGGCUCACCGUGCCUGGCCAGCUCUUGUCACCCGGCUAAUUAGCGACGACCCUCUGGCGGUGCUCAGAGCCUUCAAGGUGCUGUGCACCCUGGCUCAGCGGUGCGGGGACUUCCUGAGGCAGAGGUUCUCCAGAGACGUGCUGCCCGCGCUGACCAGCUCCCUGCGCAGCCAGGCCCCGGCCAGCGCCCGCGCCGGGCCCAUCUACAGCCACACGCUCGCCUUCAAGCUGCAGCUGGCCGUGCUGCAGGGCCUGGGUGCUCUGUGCCAGCGGCUGGACAUGGGCGAGAGUGACCUGAAUAAAGUGGCAGAUGCCUGCCUGAUCUACCUCAGUGCCAAGCAGCCCAUGAAACUGCAAGAAGCUGCCCAGAGUGUUUUCCUCCACCUGAUGCACAUGGACCCCGACAGCACCUGGCUGCUGCUGAGCGAGAUCUGCUGCCCCGACAGGUACCGGCCCCCCCACGCCAGCCUGCAGCCGGUGCAGCUGCCGGGGAUGGGGCGGCAGCGGGACGAGUUCACCGACAAUAUACUGGGGCUGCUGGAGCAGCUGCAGCAGUGGGAGAGCGUGGAGCCAUGGGCUGGCGCCCACCAGGACCCUCCUCCCUGACAGAGGGGACAGAGCUCACUGGAGAAAAUCCCCAUAUCAGCCCGAUCGUUCUGGGGACAGGAGAAGGAUUGCCCGGGCUAGGGUGCUGCCUGAACACCUUACCCAUGGACAGAAGCUUAUUAUUUAUAAACUGUGUUUGAGGAUGAGGUGGGUACGUUGCACCGAUGCAGCAGCUGCCUCCAACAGACGCCCAUGGAGCUUUGUGCGGGUGAAGCACAGGGAUGGGUCUGGCCUGGAUAUUUGAAGGAAGCUCAAAAUCACAAAAACCAAAGCAAUAAAGUGAUUGUUACAUGGAA
This is a messenger RNA of Columba livia (rock pigeon), 3688 nucleotides long. RefSeq names its product TELO2 interacting protein 1 (gene TTI1). The transcript has 7 exons. Gene Ontology annotation, biological process: chromatin remodeling. The record is from RefSeq and is a predicted model, not a curated record. Gene Ontology annotation, cellular component: cytoplasm. The coding region runs from base 114 to 3392 and encodes 1092 amino acids. Lineage: Eukaryota; Metazoa; Chordata; Aves; Columbiformes; Columbidae.